Sus scrofa (pig) is the source of this 4826-nucleotide messenger RNA. RefSeq names its product tectonin beta-propeller repeat containing 1 (gene TECPR1). Gene Ontology annotation, cellular component: lysosomal membrane; autophagosome membrane. The record is from RefSeq and is a predicted model, not a curated record. Gene Ontology annotation, molecular function: phosphatidylinositol-3-phosphate binding. Gene Ontology annotation, biological process: autophagosome maturation. NCBI's taxonomy places the organism in Eukaryota, Metazoa, Chordata, Mammalia, Artiodactyla, Suidae.
GGCUGCCGCUUCCUGCCCACCGGCUCUCCGGCAGCGGGGGAGGGCCUGCCCGCUCUCCCUGCCGCCGAGGAGCAAUCGCCGCGAACCUGCCCGCCGGGCGCCGGCCCAGCCGCCAAGGCCAUGCCCAGCUCGGCGCUGUGGGCGGUGGAUCUCUUUGGGAGGGUGUGCACCCUCUCGACGGCCGCGCAGCACUGGGAGCUGUGCAGGGACGCCCAGCUCGAGUUCAAGCGGGUCAGCGCGGCCGCGCAGUGCUGCUGGGGCAUCGCCUGCGACCACCAGGUGUACGUGCGCGUGAGCUCCAGCGACGUCCCCAUCCGCCGCCGGGAGGAGGCCUAUGAGAAUCAGCGCUGGAACCCCGUGGGCGGCUUCUGUGAGACACUCCUGCCGAGCGACCGCUGGCCGUGGAGCGACGUGAGUGGGCUCCAGCACCGGCCGCUGGAUGGGGUGGCGCUGCCCUCGCCGCACUGGGAGUGGGAGUCGGACUGGUACGUGGAUGAGAAUUUUGGAGGGGAACCCACCGAGAAAGGGGGGUGGACAUACGCCAUCGACUUCCCUGCCACCUACACUAGAGACAAGAAGUGGAAUUCCUGCGUGCGCCGGCGUCGGUGGAUCCGGUACAGGAGAUACAAAUCCCGGGACACGUGGGCCCAGAUCCCGUCGCAGGAUGACCCCAAGCAACUGCCCGACCCCUUCAACGACCUCUGUGGGGGGUGGGAGAUCACAGAUGAGCCCGUGGGCCGCCUGUCCGUGUGGGCCGUGUCUCUGCAGGGGAAGGUGUGGUACAGAGAGGACGUCAGCCACCCCAACCCCGAAGGCUCAUCGUGGUCCUUGGUGGACACCCCCGGGGAGGUGGUUCAGAUCAGCUGUGGCCCCCACGACCUGCUGUGGGCAACGCUCUGGGAGGGACAGGCCUUGGUCCGGGAAGGAAUCAACAGGAACCAUCCCAAAGGAAUUUCGUGGUCCAUAGUGGAGCCCCCCACGUCAGAAAAUGGCAUCAUGCACGUCUCCGCGGGAGUCGGCGUGCUCUGGGCUGUCACCAAGGACCGGAAAGUUUGGUUCCGAAGAGGUGUCAACUCUCACAAUCCCUGUGGCACCAGCUGGAUCGAGAUGGUGGGAGAAAUGACGAUGGUGAACGUGGGGCUGAAUGACCAGGUCUGGGGCAUCGGCUGGGCGGACCGGGCCCUGUACUUCCGUCAGGGCGUCACCCAGAGCGAGCUCAGCGGGAGGACGUGGAAAGCCAUUGUCGCCGGCCGGGAGUGCGACCGCUCUCACUCGGGCAGCUCGUCCAGCCUCCUCAGCGCUGGCUGCUUCUUUGGCGACGAGGUGCGGGGCAGCGGCGAGUCCUGUGGGCCGAGCGACUCGGAGGCUGAGAGGCCAGGGCCUGAGCCUGAGCCUGCGCCGGAGGUCACCAGCCCUGCCUCCACCCCGGCCGAGCUGCCCUGGACCAACAUCGACCUGAAGGAGCCCAAGAGGGGGCCCAGCCACACGGCCACCGGCUUUGCCGAGGCCUCCGACCUCUCCUCGCUGGGCCUCCUCCCGCUGGGCUUGGAGGAGCCCGAGGGCGCCGACGGCCACCCGCUGUGGGCCUGGGUGUCCGGAGGAGGCUGCGCCGUGGAGGCCCACUCCACACUCAAGUGGUUCACCGUCCAGUCGGGCCUGUCCCCCUCCGUGCAGACGCUGUCGCUGUCCAUCACGCCAGCCCAGACCGCUGCUUGGCGGAAGCAGAUCUUCCAGCAGCUCACGGAAAGGACCAAGCGGGAGCUGGAGAACUUCCGCCACUAUGAGCAGGCGGUGGAGCAGUCGGUGUGGGUGAAGACCGGGGCCCUGCAGUGGUGGUGCGACUGGAAACCCCACAAGUGGGUGGACGUGCGUGUGGCCCUGGAGCAGUUCACGGGGCACGAUGGCGCUCGGGACAGCAUCCUCUUUGUCUACUACGUGGUCCACGAGGAGAAGAAGUACAUCCACGUGUUCCUCAACGAGGUGACAGCGCUGGUCCCCGUGCUCAGCGAGGCCAAGCACUCCUUCGCCCUGUACACCCCCGAGAGGACCCGGCAGAGGUGGCCCGUGCGCCUGGCCGCCGCCACCGAGCAGGACAUGAGCGACUGGCUUGCCCUCCUCAACCUGUCCUGCUGUGAGAGCCGGAGGGUCCACGGCCGCCCCUCGCCGCAGGCCAUCUGGUCCGUCACCUGCAAGGGGGACAUCUUUGUGAGCGAGCCCAGCCCGGACCUCGAGGCCCCCGAGCGCCCGCUGCCCUGCGACCAGAUGUUCUGGCGGCAAAUGGGGGGCCACCUGCGGGUGGUGGAGGCCAACAGCCGCGGCGUCGUGUGGGGCAUCGGCUACGACCACACGGCCUGGGUGUACACGGGCGGCUACGGGGGAGGCUGCUUCCAAGGCCUGGCCAGCAGCACCAGCAACAUCUACACGCAGUCGGACGUGAAGUGUGUCUACAUCUACGAGAACCAGCGCUGGAACCCGGUCACGGGCUACACCAGCAGGGGCCUGCCCACCGACCGGUACAUGUGGAGUGACGCCACGGGGCUGCAGGAGUGCACCAAGGCCAGCACGAAGCCCCCGUCCCUGCAGUGGGCCUGGGUGUCUGACUGGUUCGUGGAUUUCAGCGUUCCUGGGGGCGCGGACCAGGAGGGGUGGCAGUACGCCAGCGACUUCCCUGCCUCAUACCACGGGUACAAAACCAUGAAGGAUUUUGUCCGGAGAAGGUGCUGGGCCAGAAAAUGCAAGCUGGUGACCAGCGGGCCCUGGCUGGAGGUGGCCCCCAUCGCCCUCGGGGAUGUGUCCAUCAUCCCGGAGAGCCCGGGCGCCCCCGGGAGUGGACCCAGCAUCGCGCUCUGGGCCGUCAGUGACAAGGGGGACGUGCUGUGCCGCCUGGGUGUGUCCGAGCUUAACCCUGCGGGCUCCUCCUGGCUGCACGUGGGUACCGACCAGCCCUUCGCCUCCGUGUCCAUCGGGGCCUGCUACCAGGUGUGGGCCGUGGCGAGGGACGGCUCCGCCUUCUACCGUGGCUCCGUGUCCCCCUCCAAGCCGGCCGGCGAUUGCUGGUACCACAUCCCAUCUCCCCCCAAACAGAGACUCAAGCAGGUGUCUGUGGGGCACACAGCAGUGUACGCCUUGGAUGAAAACGGGAACAUGUGGUACCGCCAGGGGGUCACGCCCAGCUACCCGCAGGGCUCCGGCUGGGAGCACGUGUCUAACAACGUGCGCCGUGUGUCCGUGGGGCCCCUGGACCAGGUCUGGGUCAUCGCGGACAAAGUCCAGGGAAGCCACGGCCUGAGCCGGGGAACCGUGUGUCACCGCACGGGUGUGCAGCCCCUUGAGCCCAAGGGGCUGGGCUGGGACUACGGCAUCGGGGGGGGCUGGGAUCACCUCUCCGUCCGGGCCAAUGCCACCAGGGCCCCCAGGACCUCGUCCCAGGAGAGGGCCGGCGAGCGGAGCGGGGAGCAGGGCAGCGGGCCGUCGAGUGUGGCCGCAGCCCCGAAGGAGACCCCCGGCCCGGUCUGCUGCUGAGGCCGCGUCCCCUCGCCUGAGCAAGCUGCCCUGAAAGCUCAAGCUUGAUGUGAGGGUUCCCGUCGCCGUUGUCACCGUCGUGAGCCAUUCUCGUGCUGAACUCGCUGAAGUGUGGGUCCCAGCAGAGGCAUCACCAGGCCCAGACUGCAGACUCCGUAUGAAAGCCAGCCUGAGGUCACGGCCACCUUGGAGGCACUGAAACAGCCCAGAAACGUGAAGCUCGUGGCCCCGGCUGCGAGGGGAACGUGGGGUGUGGGUGGGGGCUCCCUUCACCCUGGCCUCUUGCGCCCGUCCCCCUCCCCCUCCGCCUCCCACCUUCAAGGGACAGGAGCCUGGCCCUUCCAGGAACACUGCCCCUGGGGAAGCAGAGCCCCCAGAGGAGCCUUCUAGGCUCUGAGCAUCCCCAGACAGCACGGGGGGACUGCCCCCCAAAGAAAACUGGCCAUGGCUGUGGGGCUCAGGCUGCUCUGCCUCGGGCCUGGUCAGUCCUGAGAGCAGGACACGCAGACUUCAUUGCAAAGGUUAAGGAAGGAGACGUGAGGUUGGAAAUAAAUGCUGGGGAGGGGCGUCUGCACCCCCUCCCCCGGGUGGGCCAGGCCCUCCUGGAGUGGACAGAGGACAGAGAGGCUGCCUGUGGCUGGGAGAGGUCCAUGUGCAGAAUCCCUGUCCGCCCAGCAAAGCGGAGAAGCAUCUCAAGCCCUCACUCCCCACCUGCGGCCGCCCAGCUGCUUUUUAUCUGGAAAAAGGGCCUGUUUGGUGAAGUCUGGUGUUUGCUUCCUACAACCAGACCCUUUGGGGGGGGGGCGGUUCUCGUGAGCCCACGUCCCUUCUCGCCCAUCUCGGCUCUCGAUUUGACACAGAACACGCUGACUCCACCAGCUUCCCCGGGCCAUCCCGCCUGGAGGGGCCGGCUGUGCUGGCCGAGUGUAAAGAGGUCGCUCGUGGGCCCCCUCGCCAGUGGCAUGGAGGGAGUGGGUGGCCUCUGCGUUUGCUGCAUCUCCUGGAGGCGGGACCAGGGGGCGCAGGUCUGGGGGCAGGGCCCAGGGGAACCCCGUGAAGGGCCAGGCGGGGCGGUGCCCUCCUGCCCAUUUGCACUCUGCUGCCAGGUCUCGCCGAGUGGGACUUUUGGUUCCUUCUACGGCAGCCACCUUUGUUCUACUGUCACUUGCUGGUUGCACCCUGCCCUUUUUCCAGGGCCACCGUGUCCCCUCUUGGCUGAGCCCCAACUGUCGACCUGCUCAGCAUCAUGGAACCAUCUCAAUUCCUUGGAUGCUUUAUUCAAUAAAAACUUAUGCCAAUGUCAA